Lagenorhynchus albirostris (white-beaked dolphin) is the source of this 1462-nucleotide messenger RNA. It is a transcript of the gene CENPA, whose product is annotated as centromere protein A. Gene Ontology annotation, cellular component: nucleosome. The record is from RefSeq and is a predicted model, not a curated record. Gene Ontology annotation, molecular function: protein heterodimerization activity; structural constituent of chromatin; DNA binding. NCBI's taxonomy places the organism in Eukaryota, Metazoa, Chordata, Mammalia, Artiodactyla, Delphinidae. Bases 142 to 558 code for a protein of 138 amino acids. The transcript is spliced from 5 exons.
CGCGGCGGAGCGGGCAAUUUGAACGCCACCCAGCUGGGGCACGCGGCCGGGGCGCUGCAGGCCCUCCCCCGAACCCCAGCCUCUGCCUCCGGACCCGGAAGGCCGAGAAGGAGCCGCGGUCCGCAACCCUGAGCGCCAGCCAUGGGCCCGCGCCGCCGGAUCCGCAAGCCCGAAGCCCCAAGGAGGCGCCCCCCGAGCCCGGCUCCCGCCCCCCCGCGGCCGGGCCCACCCUUAGGCGCUCCCUCCCGUCCAGUUGCUCGCCGGAGAUACCGGGUUCUGAAGGAGAUCCGAACUCUUCAGAAGAGCACAAACCUGUUGUUAAGGAAGACCCCCUUCUGCCGCCUGGCAAGAGAAAUAUGUGCUGUAUUCACUCGUGGUGUGGACUUCAAUUGGCAAGCCCAGGCCCUGUUGGCCCUACAAGAGGCAGCAGAAGCGUUUCUAGUUCAUCUCUUCGAGGAUGCCUAUCUCCUCUCCUUACAUGCCGGCCGUGUCACUCUCUUCCCGAAGGAUGUGCAGCUGGCCAGGAGGAUCCGAGGCAUUCAGGAAGGGCUCGGCUGAGCUCCUGCCGCCCGUGCCUCUGUAAGCUUUUCCUGCUCACCAGAGACAUCAGGGAAAAAAUAAGAGAAGACCACUUCAGCCAGUUGCAUGGAAGAGCCUGACGCGUCCAGUAUACGAAUCUCUGUCCUUCAGAUUGAUUUCAUCAUUAGUGGCAGCAGCAAGUUCCUGUGUGGACUGUGCCUGUCAACAGAUUAUAUAGCUUUUCAAAAACUCAAUUGGGAUGAAAACAGGAAAUCGUUAAGGUUUGAUGGCUCCUGACUCCUUCUGGUAAAUUCCUAUCAAAAUCAUUCAGAAAUUGUAGCUUGUAGAAUUUAUUUUAUUCUUAUCUGCAAGUCAUAGAUGAUGUAUCGUAAUUUAUACUGCAGAAUUUUUCAUUCCAGGACUUUUAAGAGCCUUUUCAAUGUUUUUACAGGUAUUUUGUAUAACUCCCUUGUGGAGAGAUAAUAAAAAUAAUUCUUUAAUGAGAAAAAGUUGAAGCGAAGUCACUACUGUACAGAGAUUAUACUGUGUCCUUUGUGUGUUAGCGUUAAGUUCUUCAUUUGGACACUUGGCCAACAGCCACAAUUUAAACAAGAGAAUUCAGGGAUGUGUUUUUGUCUCCAGUGGAGUAGGGCGUGAGCAGAUAAAAGCCUUGCCCAUCUCUUGUAACUGAAAGCAGCUUAAGAGAUCUCCAGAGAAAUGGGAAGGCCACCCGAAGACUUUUAGAUAUUGUGUGUGGUGAAAAUGAUUAGUGAGGGCAGACACGAAUAACGACGCGUCAGCCAACUGAACUGAGAGACAAACUAAAGGGAAAAGGACCAAGUUCUGUUGUGUGAUUUUAACCCUUUGGAAAAACCGUUUCCUGUUCGACAUCAACUCAUUUUUAUGUAGACAUUGGAAUAAAGCUUACCUAUCUAUGACUAUA